GGGGCCAGCCAGCCAGCCCAAGCCCGACACGGAGCGGUGGGGCCCGCCCCGCUUCCGUUCUCGCCGGAAGCCGGGAUCCUUCCCGUUCUCCGCCCGCUCGUCCGUCCGUCCGUCCGUCUGCCCGCUGCUAUAAAUACACGGCUCGUCACCCUCCCCGCUCCCGUUCGUUGCCGUCCCCCCCCCCCCUCUCGGGUCACACAUACGGGCUGGCAAUUCUCUGCUCCCUGCUUCGUUUUCCAGCGGCCACGCACGCGGUCGGGUUGCGUUUGCGUCUCCCCUCCGGCACCCAAGCUUCCGUCACCUCUUCCUUCCCCAAGCCGUCGGUCUCCGCCGCUGGCCUGCCGGGUGGGACUCGGCGUGGGCGCGCCUGGACCGGACCGGACCCGCCCGCGAGGAUGCGGAGAUGCUAAGUAGGAAUUCUUCUCGGACCUCCACCAAGCACCUGUUAUCUGUGUAUGCGGAGAAGUUAGAUUAUUAAGUGCAGUUGGGCCUGACUUGUUUUAUGGCUCGAAAUAAUGAGGGCCAUCUCGAGCUGCCAGAGAUGGAUCAAAUUCAACCCAAGAACAUCCCACACAAUGAAUCACUGCCUCUAGGCCAGAAGCUUCUCCUGCAUCAUGGAAGUGAUGCGCCCCUUAGAAUUGGUCAUUCAAGUCAUGGAAAUAUGGGACUUAGAAUAAAUGAUCUUCCAUCUUCAAGUCGCACUGUGCAGACUCUAGGUUAUAGAGUUGGGAACCCAGGAACCUCGCAUGCUCCCUUUGUUCAUUUUCAUGCUGGAAGUUCUGGUAGCCAUUUACCAGACCCUGCUGUGAAUUAUCCACAUAGGUCUGAGGAAGGCUUCGCUCCAGUGGGUUCCCAUAUGGACAACAGAAGGGCUGCAAUGAAGCGAAAAGGUCCCAGUGUACACCCUGCAGGGAUCAGUGCUACUGGUUAUUAUGUUGGAAGUUCUUCCAGUACUCAGCCAUCUAACUCUGUGCAGCCAAAUGCAGCUCCACUUGCUGAGCCCUUUCUCCGUCAAAUACCUUUAAGCAUUGACCAAAGUGGUUGGGAUAUCCAACACUUGAUUCACCAAGAAGGGUUUCAGAGGAAUGUGAGAGCACGCCACAGUAGUAUUCCAUUAGUACCCAGAUCAGCUUCAACAUACCCAUUAAACAUAAACAGUGUUCAUGUGCCGUCAUUCGGUUCAACCGCAAGUGCUUCCUCAAGUGCACCAGUGGAAAUGAACCAAGUGCCUGUUUCUUUGCCAACAAGAACUCUACCAUCAGGUGCACCAGGUAUGACUAGCAGGGUCCCAACAGGGAGGGCUUACUAUCCUGUGGUUGGAAGCAGCAGCAGCAGCUCAAGUGUUGGUGCUGUCCCAACUAUCCACGGAUCAUCUGGCGCUGCAAUGUUUGCUAACGGUGGCUAUGUUCCUAGUAGUGUUCAUGCUGGAACUGUUCCGAUCUUCCCUAACCCAGCGCCUGCUACUUCAUCUGGCUCCAGAGCCAUGCCCCACCAGAUGGUCAUUCAGAGUCAUCCAGCUGCUACUUCCGCAGCAACAUCUACAUCCAUGCGGACCGCCCAACCAUCAUUACCUGCCAGAACCGCAGCGGCUUCCAGACAUGCAAGGCAUGUGUCAGCAGGGCUUGCCAACAACGGAAGGUACAGAAGGGCCAGGAGCUCUUACUACAGGCUUCAUCCAUUGAUGGUAGAGGCAGAGCGGUUCAUGAUGGACCACUUGGUCUUCUACGAAUCGAGAGCAGCAGCUGCUGACCCCCACAGGGACAUGAGACUGGACAUUGACAACAUGAGCUACGAGGACCUGUUGGCUCUGGGAGAAGCUAUGGGCAAUGUCAACACAGGCCUGGCCGAUGAAAAAGUUUCCGAGUGCGUGAAAGAAGUGGUCUGCUGCAGUUCUGACCACACGCAGAUGGACCAAGACGACGGAAGCUGCGCCAUUUGCCUGGAGGACUACAGAGACAAGGAGGCGCUGGGAAUACUCAAGUGCAGGCACGACUUCCACGCCGGCUGCAUCAAGAAGUGGCUGCAGACGAAGAACUCGUGCCCGGUGUGCAAAGCGGCCGCGGCCUAGUAGGGAGGGACACGCCAGAUGAGGAGGAGGAGGAGCAAGCGACUGUUGCGCUCGAUCCGAUUCAUUUUUAGGCUCAGGUCAAGAUGUAUGCCGUCUCAUUCUUUUUUUUCCCAUCCUCCUAGCCAGGGCAGCCGUGUAAAUAGAUGCUCUUAUGGGAUUAACUAUUUUCUCUUGGGUUACAUUGGCCCAGAUUCUUUUGUUGUAUUUAACAAUAACAACCCAGUUGUGGAAGACUGGAAGGUAUUGAUCGUCAAGUGGUUAUACAUUAGUCUCAUGUCGGGGUUUUCGGAUCCGCCGACACUUGAAAUUA
Zea mays is the source of this 2378-nucleotide messenger RNA. RefSeq names its product E3 ubiquitin-protein ligase MBR1. The coding region runs from base 503 to 2068 and encodes 521 amino acids. NCBI's taxonomy places the organism in Eukaryota, Viridiplantae, Streptophyta, Magnoliopsida, Poales, Poaceae. The record is from RefSeq and is a predicted model, not a curated record. Gene Ontology annotation, molecular function: ubiquitin protein ligase activity. The transcript has 8 exons.